UUACUUAGUGCCAACAUAAUUACAAGUAAAACUAAAGAAAUUAAACUCAGAUUUGCCUUAAAAUGACCCCAAUAAGGAUACAAUUUUUAAAAAUAAUUACAUCUUAAGGAUGAGAAAUAUUGUAACUCGUUAUUAAUUGAAAAUAAAGUACAAGAAAAACACAAGUGUGAUUUAAAGAAAAAAAAUAAUAAAAUAGAAAAUAAUAUUAAAAAGAAGACAUAAAAGUAUUCAAAAUGUUUUUAAAUUUAUUUAAGAAUAAUGGCGUCUUUAACAUUGAUUAUCGCCGGCAGUUACUAGCUUCAAUGAGUGCUACGAUCAUGUCACUGCUACAUGGCAUUGGUUUGGGAUGGCUCUCGCCCAUGUUACCAAAAUUGCAAUCUCCCGAAGAAACACCUUUCGACUUUGUAGUCGGUAUUCAUGAAUCAUCAUGGAUAGGCGCCACCAUUUGUAUAGGUGGUGUUUUAGGAAAUCUUCUUUUUCUUUCGAUAUUAGACCGUUUUGGACGUAAGAUUGCCAUGUAUGGUUUAGCAUUUCCGCAUAUGUGCCUUUGGUUGUUCAUUUACUUUGCUCAUUCAAUUGAAUUAUUAUAUGCUGCUCGUGUAUUUGGAGGUUUAACUGGAGGCGGUAUUUAUAUUGUGAUACCGAUUUUUAUAAGUGAGAUAUCUGAUCCCUCAAUACGAGGACGUUUAACAUCGCUAUUCGCAUUGACUCUCAAUUUGGGUGUAUUGAUCGGUUAUAUUUUAUCGUCAUAUGUUCCCUAUCAUAUUAUACCAUGGAUUGUUUUACCAGUUCCAGUAAUGUAUCUAAUAAUUGCAACAUACUUUCCCGAAACCCCUCAAUACUUAUUGCGCACAGGACGCGAAGAAGAGGCUAGAAAAUCAUUUAUGUUUUAUAAAAACAACAUCGAUCAGAGGGGUGCUGCGGAAAGAAUUACUGCACAGAAUCAGUUUGAAGAACUGAAAAUAGCAAUAACACAUCAAGAGAGCAAAAGUGAAAAACUCACUUUAGACGAUAUUUUCAAUCGAAAAGCUUUGAAAAUCAUCUGCACGGGUAUUGUACUUAUGAUUCUCAAUAUAUUUUGCGGAUCAUUUGCGCUGAUCAACUAUAUGUCAAGCAUUUUUACGGCUACCAAAACAGAGAUGCAUCCGGAUGUCAACACUAUAAUAAUUGGUUGUGUCCAAGUGUUUGGUACAUAUACGGCCACGAUAUUGGUUGAUCGAUUUGGCCGUAAGAUUCUUAUGAUUGUAUCUACAUCUGGUAUGGGCAUGGGUAUGGCAGCAUUCGGAAUGUAUGCCUUUUUCGCCGAGGAGACAGAUGUUGACCUGACACCUUACAGUAGCUGGCUUCCACUUUUGUUGAUGGCGUUAAUAAUAUUCUUGGCCAAUGUUGGCAUUAUUUCGGUUACUUUUGUUGUGUUAGUGGAAAUAUUACCACCCAAGAUUCGCUCCAUUGGAUCCUCCUUUUGUUUGGCUCUACUCAGUUUAUUCGCUCUAGCUCUUCUUCGAUUUUUCCCAGUAGCAAUGCAUUCAUUUGGACUAUCAGCCGCAAUGUGGUUUUGUGCUACAGUUUGCGCAUUUGGACUAUUCUAUAUCUCAGUGUUUUUAGAGGAAACAAAAGGCAAAUCAAUGAACAAUGAAAAAUAAUUACAAAUAUAUUUUUGUUUUUAAUGUAAUCUCAAUAAAUGUUGGCUAACAUA
Lucilia sericata (common green bottle fly) is the source of this 1696-nucleotide messenger RNA. RefSeq names its product facilitated trehalose transporter Tret1-like. Gene Ontology annotation, molecular function: sugar transmembrane transporter activity. The record is from RefSeq and is a predicted model, not a curated record. Lineage: Eukaryota; Metazoa; Arthropoda; Insecta; Diptera; Calliphoridae. Gene Ontology annotation, biological process: transmembrane transport; carbohydrate transport. Gene Ontology annotation, cellular component: membrane. The transcript has 6 exons. Bases 234 to 1643 code for a protein of 469 amino acids.